AGCAAGCGGUGCGGCGGGACCUCUUCGCAGUGCGGGCAGAGGAGGAGGUGUCGGAAAGGAAGGACCGAGACACACGACCGACAAUAAUAAUAUUACGAGGCUGCAUGCGGAGCUUUCACAUUUACGGGCAACGCGGGACCGAUAAUCAAAGGAUGGGAAGGAACGAGUGCGGUGGUUUUUACGUUGAAACCCUGCCCGUCCCAACCGAGUGCCGACCUCUUCUUUUUUACCUCAGGUUUAUGCGGGAGCGUCUAGCUUGAAGAAAGUUAGCAAGCUAACAGCGAAGCUAGCUUAGCGCCCAGGCUUGCGCGUCUGCCUUUAUCGUGGCCCGUCACCAACCUGCGAGCUAGCGUCCAUUGAAAGCACAGGGAAAGGAAAAUGGUGUACCUCUUGAAUCCUAUAGAGAACCUGAGAGGCUACAUCAACAACCGUCCACCACUGGUCAUUUUUAUGGUCAGUGUCAGUGCCGUGGCCAUCGCCUUUCUGACCAUUGGUUACUUCUUCAAGAUUAAGGAGAUUAAGUCCCCAGAAUUGACAGAGGACUGGAACACAUUUCUGCUGCGCUUUAAUGAACUGGACCUUUGUGUGUCAGAGAACGAAACACUUAAGCAUGGCCUGAAUGACUCCACCACACCAGAGAACAUGGUGGUGACCAGUGGCCAGGCUCGUCCCGGCACGCAGGCUCCUCUCCUGUUGGAGGACUCUGGUCCCAUCAAUAUCUCAGUUCCCAUUACACUCACACUGGACCCACAGCGGCCAUUUGGGGGCUAUUCUCGCAACAUCACCCACCUGUAUGCCACAGUACUGGGGCACCAGGUUGGCCUAACUGGCCGGGAAGGUCAUGAGGAAAUGAACAUCACUUUCUCCCUGCCUGUGUCCUGGAACUCUGACGACUGUGUACUGCAUGGUCAUUGUGAACAGGUGGUAUUCACUACUUGCAUGACCAUCACAGCAGCCAGCAAUAUCUUCCCUGUCACAGUGCAGCCACCCCACUGCGUGCCUGAGACGUACACCAAUGCCACCUCCUGGUACAAGCUGUUCACCACAGCUCGUGACUCAGAUACCAAGUACAGUCAGGAUUAUAACCCCUUCUGGUGUUACAAAGGAGCCAUUGGCAAGGUGUACCACGCACUCAACCCUAAACUUACUGUCAUUGUUCCUGAUGAUGACCGUUCUCUGAUCAACCUGCACCUGAUGCAUACUAGCUACUUCCUGUUCGUCAUGGUCAUCACCAUGUUCUGCUAUGCAGUUAUCAAGGGCCGGCCAGGAAAAGUACGGCAAACCAACCCUGACUUCUGCCCUGAAAAGGUAAGAUGGCAUUGUCUGAUGCUUAAGAAGAGAUCGAAGAGUCAUGACAGAACUGAGAUAUAACACGGGCAAGCUUGAAGAAAUAGAAAUAUACAUACCAGUUGCCGAGUGAAUCCUGGAAAGAUGAAUGAGGGACACAAACUCUGUGAAUGCAUUUCUUUUGCAAUGUUGGGUUUUUCCAACCAAAGAUAUAUAAGUGCCUGUUAUCUAUGGUGUAAAUAUUUGAAGACAUUAUUAUUUUAUUUCAUUUUGUCUAAUUUUUUUGCCCGAGUCCCUUUGUGCCAUCUCUGAAUAUACAUGCAGUAUGUCAACAGAUUGGCCACAUUCAAGAACUGCUCACCCUUUCACCAGUCACUGGACCUCAUUUACUGAGAGAUUUAAAUUACUGUCUUUAGGUCUCAUCAAGCAACCACCCCGAUAAUAGUUUAGACAAGCACUGAAUUCACCAAAUGUUAUGAUUAUUUGAUUUGUAUAUUUAUCCUGAAGUGAACAAUGCAUGAAGUUAAGAAAUUGAUUUUAUAACUGGGCAAAGUCAUUUGACUAGUACUGUAAUUUUAAUAAAGUAAAGUUCUGGAGUAGUGCAUGGUAUUUUCCUACACCAGCACUACCAACACAAAUAAUCAACAACAGAACUGUAACAUUUUCAGAGCUCAUUUGGACAUAGUAUACAAUAGUUAAAUUGAAGGAAGCUCUAUGCAGCUUUUAUCAGUGUGCCUGAUCAUUUCUCUCACAUGCUGUUGCCGAUUCUGCCAGCACUGUCAAAAUCAUUAAUGGUUCACAAUUAAGAUUUCAAGCCCUCUUGUUUUAAUACUGGCCCUUUAUAGACAGGACAGUAGAGAUGGAUGGGAAACUCGGGGGUAAAGAGAGACGAGUAAGACCUGCAGCAAAGGUCUUGUGGCAGAUAGAUCAGGCCCGAGUCUACAUGAUAGCCUCUCAACCGGCUGGACUUUUUUUUUUUUUUUAAUUUCACAUUGAAUAUAAUGAACAGUGCAUUUACUGUAAAUGUUUGCUGCCUCUAACUGUUUAGUACUUUAUGUACGGAGAUAAGUGGGUGUAUAAUACCUGUCGUAUAAACAGAUGUAACAAACACAUUUAAAAUUCAUCAAGGUAGCAUGAGGUAAACGGCCAUCUCUCUCAAAUGUAAGAUCUCGUAUCUGCAGUGCACACAUAAACUUACAACCACCAUUCAGUUCAAAUUAAGGUAAAUGAGGUCCACUGUCAUGAUUUCACCCUAUUGUGACUUCAUUGCAAUCCCAUUUUUGGGGGUGAUUCAAAAAAAACAAAACAUAUCUUUCUAUGGUGACUGAUGAAAUUUUUUUUUUCUUAGACAAGUGGAUGUCAUCACACUGAAAAUACUGCUUUCUGCCUUUAUAUCCUCUUACUCAGCUUCUUCAUCAUCCACUUGCCAUUUUCCUUUUACUUGCUAUACUAUUGGCUGCAGCGCAGAUUUGUUUCUAGCACAAGAAGGUAUGUGCAAGUUCAUGGUGAUAUAGGCAUAUAUUAUGUUUCUAACAGCCAAGGUUUUUGCACAGGGAUGAAGGAAGAUUUGGUUUUGCUUUACCUUGAAGGGACUUUGUUGUUUCAAAAGGUCUUGGAUAGCACUUUCUUUUAUAAUCAUCCUAUUGGGUUUCUCUCUUCCAGUUUAGCCUGUGGAAAUUCAACUUGUGAUCCCUUUGUUGUAAUGUUUUAAAUAUCGAAUGGCCCUUGAAUUAUUGAAUUUGAGGAUAAGUUGAUUUCAUUAAGCUAUUUAAGUGAAUGCAUAUCAGUUUUACAUGGCAAGUGUGUAUCAUACUCAAUAUUUUGAGCACCUUUUGAAUCGUCGCACAUACUUUGCUGCAGAAUAAUCUACAAGUGAAUUUGCAUCCCUACACAGUAUUCCAUCAAAUUAUUUAUUCCUUUUUAAAUGUAUGAAGCUGCAAAGUUCAAGUUAAAACCUGUUUUUCAAAAAAUACUCCCUUUACUAGAUAAAAUAGGAAAAUACCCCGUUUUAGAUUAUUAUGUAGCAAAAUAAAAUGUGCCUGACUUGGGUAUACAGAUCUUGUAGAGAUGGAAAGAUUGCAGGACAUUGUGGAAUUGAAGGCGGCCUUCGACUGUUUUGUUUAUUUUUAUUUUUUUUGGCUGGGCACAUGCUCACCCCCCGUGUGCUUUCCAUAAACCGUCUCACACGUUCUCUUGAAUGGUUGGGACCUUUAUUCCUUCUUAUUCACUAAGUCAGUUUAGCCUCCAGGGUGAAACCAAUGCUUUUUUUGAUAGUGGUCUGUAAUUUCAGGGCACCGCUGACAAUCAUAUUCCAAAACCCACUCAUGUUUUCAUGUAUUAACAACCUCAUAUUAGACUUAAAAAAAACUCAUCUUAGAGAAACCAAACAUUUGAAUUUCCUUGAUUUUAGUUUGCUAUGGGUUUGAUUAUAGGGGGUGAUUGAAAAUGACAGAAUCCUCACAUAUUUAACAUCUCAACACGCGACAUGCACCAAAAUAAAUCUGACAAAAUCAGCUGUUGGCUCUUUUAAUAAGCUUAGUUUAUUAAUGUUGUGCCCUUAGAAGAAAACCCAGGCUUCUUGCACCGUUUGUGCCAGAGUUAGCGUAGUGUUGAGUCCCGCUUUAAACCUGACGCCUGUGCCGCUGCCCUUCCUCUGCAACCCUCUGCAGCCCUCCUGCUCUUCUCAGUUAGGAAAUUUUGGGGGUGGGGGUACUGAGGCAGUUUAGACUGCCUGUUCUAAAAAGAACAGAAAAAAACCCAAGUCCACCUUGACUCUGUUCCUCUAGUAGCUGAUCAGUUUUGUUCCAUGAUGUACCUAUUGAAUGUACUUUUAUAAAGUAACAUCAUUUACAGCUGAGAUGCAACAAUAAUGCAACAAAUAGUAUCAAAGUAAAAACUAAAUGCUAGUUUGCUGAUGGUUUUUUUUUCUUUUCCUAUAUACUAUUUUUGAACCUUGUGCUGAUUUUCAGUUUGUUGUGGACAGAACAGUACUCUUAUAAGGGUGAUCUCUUUCAACGGCAAGAACUUAGGUCUUUUCCCUUUGUUCUGAAGACAUUAUACAUUUUUGAUUGAUUUAUUUAAUGUGAUUAUUAUUUGUGAAUGAGUGAAUCGUGUUUAUGUGUUGCUCUCAAGGGUUCUGGCAACUGUUUAAUUUUCCAAUACUGAAUAAUCUUGCUAUGCUAAGUCUUCCUAGUUCGGAAAUUCACCACAUCUGGGUUUGCAUAUGUUGGCGCUUUUUAUCAUUGUUUAUCCAGCCGAAGGCUGUCAGUGUUUGACUAAGCCAAGCGUCAGUGGUUUCAGCUCACUGCAGACUAGACAUGUUGGUCGGCUCUGUGAAUGAAGAAAACCGAAGUCAGUAGCAAAGCAUGCCAUUUUAUUGCCAAACCAUCGUCCUUAAUGUCACUAUCCUGCAUUUCCCUUCCGCCCGUUCCUUCUUAUGAUUUCAUUUAGUGGUUUUCUAUGGUUAUAAUAAUUGCACCGCCAUAUUACAAAUUGCCUUAAUAUUGUGCAAUUUGUUUGAGGAUUACUCUGUGCUUAUUGAUAGGUGUGUUAGUUUCACGUGUGAUAUUCCACAAUAUAAAACUCACUGGUUUUACAAUAAAAUAAUGAAUCCUUGA
Lampris incognitus (smalleye Pacific opah) is the source of this 4904-nucleotide messenger RNA. RefSeq names its product transmembrane protein 248 (gene tmem248). Bases 379 to 1371 code for a protein of 330 amino acids. The transcript is spliced from 7 exons. Lineage: Eukaryota; Metazoa; Chordata; Actinopteri; Lampriformes; Lampridae. The record is from RefSeq and is a predicted model, not a curated record.